CAUUUUAUUCGAUAUGUGGAACUUAUAUAUUUUUCAAAAAAUUGCAGUGUUAAUCUCGUGCGGUAUGUGUGAUUUUCCAGUUUGUUUACUGAAGGUCGCCUUUGUUGGAUUGCCGAACCAUUAUUUAGGGGACAUAUAUUUGUUCCUUUUGGGUGAAAAGUUACUGUUUCUUCAAAGAUGACUCUAAUCAUCCAAUAUUGCAUUGAUUAUCUGUAUUGCUGCAGAUGCUUUAAAAAAUGAUGAUGCGGAUGACCUGUUAUUUUGUUGUUGAGAAUAUACGUUUGAGAAGAACAGAAUGGACUAGUUCUACAGCCCAGUAAGAAUGGGCUUUCUACGCGGCCCAAAAGGGACCCUAGCACGAAAUGGCCAUGACAUAACCAAGCCCAAUAGACAGAGAGGCCUCUUCCCCUCAAAAAAAAAAAAAGACAGAGAAGCCUCUUCCCCCGGUCUCUGCUUCCGCCGCUCCAUCGCCAUCAGUCCCGACAAGCCGGAGAGUGCCUCAUUCUCUGCCGCGUCACUGCUUCAGCCCAAGCGCGGGCCGGCGACUGUCUUUCCGAUGCAAUGCCUGCAGCGACCAUGGAGGGCCACCGCGCCCCACGCUGCUGUGUCGGCAGCACUCAGGCUGUUCGGCGGAAUGCCGACCCAGGCCAAUUCGAGGGUGGCUCUGCUGCGUGCUGCAAAUGCAAGGACGUCCGUGGUCUCUGCACCGCGCGAAUCGUUCCACGUGGAUAGUACAUGGAAAGAUUAUUCUGAGAAGGCCAUAUAUUCUUCAAAAAGUUGCAGUCAUGGUCUCCUGCAGUGUGUGCGGUUUACAAAUUGUCUACUGCAGGAAAAGAGAUGCUUUCAGGAAAAUAAAGAGUCACUGAAGAUAUUUGCAACGAUCCGAUGGGCGAAAUAAGUACACGGCAAUCAUGGCGAAAGGCGCAUCAGGUCGAGAGCGAUCAUCGGCUCAGCCAGUGUGUACACAAGGCCAAGUGGAGGGCAAGAAGGAGUGCAACCUUCUUCUAAGCUUAAUGGACGUGGUGGGUGGGUGACCUUGUGAUCUGUGUGCGCUCUUCCAUCUCUCUGACCCGAGGCGUUUACUUCUCCUUAGCACGCGGGCUUUGUCUGAUGGAUACGUUUGCUGCCGUUUUCUGUUAUCCUGGCUCCACUGGCGCACUAUUGUGGACCAUGGACCGUGACCUCUUUUUGGUUAUCAUCUGAAACUCUGAAUCUGGAAGGGGUUCUGGUAAAACUGGGUAGCGUGUGAGUUCUGGCAGUUGGCAGAACGAUUUGUUCAUUUCUUGCUGGACUUCCGAUGCUUGUGUGUAUGUGUAUUCAGAACGGAACCAGCUAGCUGGUACCACUUGAGCUGAAUAAUUGCUGCUAAUGAUCAAAAGUCAGUUUGUGUAUAGUAUUAUUUUUGCUUUUGAA
Molecule: messenger RNA, 1413 nt
Organism: Brachypodium distachyon (stiff brome)
Lineage: Eukaryota; Viridiplantae; Streptophyta; Magnoliopsida; Poales; Poaceae
Exons: 3
Coding region: 323-898 (191 amino acids)
Source: RefSeq, a predicted model, not a curated record